UGUCGAGCCAUUCCUAACGGAGUACCCGUAUGAUAUAUAUAGGAGAGGCGAUUAUAACAAAGUUCCGAUGAUUAUCGGGUUUAACUCUGAGGAGGGGUACUUAUUUGCAGGUAUGGAAAACGAUACGACGAUACCUAAGAUAAAAGUUGAGAAAUCGUUACCCAAAGACUUGUCCUUUCCCACGGAGGCGGAGAGGAGGCGUGUGGCUGCGCAGUUACAAAGACUGUACUUUGGGGACGAGAAAAUAUCUCAGGAGACAUUGCUGCAAAUUGCAAAGUUCCAGGGCGAGGCUUAUUUCGUUAACUCGGUUAUUGAGGAAACUGAGUAUUUAGUGACAACGAACGACAGGCCGGUUUACAGUUACAUAUUCGGGUACAGCGGGAACCGAAAUUUAGCGAAGUAUUUUUCCGGGGAGCCGUACCGGAGCGCUCCGGGGGCGUCGCAUGCUGACGACCUUUUCUACUUGUUCAGCCAGGGCGUGGUGCCCGCGCUGUUUGAAAACAAUAUGAUAGACACUAUGACCACGCUGUGGACCAAUUUCGCUAAAUAUGGAGAUCCGACGCCGGCAUCGGAACCGCUGCGCUGGUCGGCUGCAAGCGGAGCGGACCCGCAAGCGCUACUCAUCUCAGAGGAGCUCCGCAUGACGCCGCUGCGCUACACAGAUACACUCAAGUUCUGGAAAAAUGUUUAUAGUAAAUAUAGGAGAAAAAAACCAUAACAUAUUUAGAUAAAUUCCUUUUACUUAUAGUAAUAUAAAACUAUGUUAACUUCAGAUGUGUAUAGCCUGCUACACACGUUUAAUUUUAUCUGACAGUUUUUAUCUGAACAUCUUUCAGAUAAAUCUGACGUGUGUAGGUAAAACUGAGAACUAACCAGUUCUCUAGAUUUAGCUGAAUUAUUGGACUGUUCAGAUAAAACUGAACGUGUGUUGCUGGCUUAAGGUCAUUCUUUUUUAUCGUUAAUGUUUAAUUGAUAGAAUUAACAAGUGUAGUUACUAAUUGGUUUCUGUGUUUUGUUUCUUGUACUGUAUAUAAUUAUUACGUAAGUAAAACGUUUAUAACCUAAAGAGUAUGUCUGGUUGAGAUUUAUACUAUAAGUUUUUGUUGGCUGCGCUUUUGCAGAUUUGUUUUUAUGUUUUGAAUAUUUAUUUAAUAAAACCUCAAAUUCCUUCUUCAAAUAUAUGAGUACAUAAUUUAUUUUCUGAAGUUGCUAAGCGCUACAGGGUUAGGUAUAGUGUUGGUGUUUUUUUUAGAUUUUUUUCAAAUAUGUAUCUGUGAAGUUACUUUUCAUGACGUCGGGUUUGAACUUUGUGUCGACUGUGCGAGUCAUCAUUGU
Papilio polytes (common Mormon) is the source of this 1335-nucleotide messenger RNA. RefSeq names its product esterase E4-like. The transcript has 2 exons. The coding region runs from base 68 to 718 and encodes 216 amino acids. Lineage: Eukaryota; Metazoa; Arthropoda; Insecta; Lepidoptera; Papilionidae. The record is from RefSeq and is a predicted model, not a curated record.